AAGCAAUAAAAGCACCGACUAUUCUACAUCAUCUAUGUGCACCAUCCCUAAAAUUAACAACAGUUUUUCGAAAUCGUGACUAAAAAGAUAUAAUUUGAUAUAUUUAUUAAUUUUGGUAAUAUGCAUUUGAUUUUAUAGAUAUUCCUAGAAGUAGUUAGCUGGCUGUUAUCUGAAUAAAAUAAGAAAGCAAUAAUUUUGUUAUUCACCUAUAUAAGUCUGAGUUGUCAUCAUGGCAGCAGCUGCACCACCGAGUGUUUUAGUAAGCCAAAAGAAAAAGCAUUUUAUUGGAGUGCCAGCUCCUCUUGGUUAUGUUGCUGGUGUUGGAAGAGGAGCUACUGGUUUCACGACUCGUUCUGAUAUUGGUCCUGCUCGAGAUGCGAGUGAUGUACCCGAUGAUCGACAUGCUCCGCCCAAUAAGAGAAAAAAAAUGCAACAAAAGGAUGAAGAAGAAGAGGAUGAAGAAGAUUUAAAUGAUUCUAAUUAUGAUGAAUUUGCUGGCUAUGGUGGUAGUUUGUUUAGUAAGGAUCCAUAUGAUAAAGAUGAUGAAGAAGCUGAUGCUAUUUAUGAAGCCAUAGAUAAAAGAAUGGAUGAAAAACGAAAAGAAUAUAGAGAAACCAAAUUAAAGGUGGAAUUAGAAAGAUAUCGUCAAGAGAGGCCAAAGAUUCAAAUGCAGUUUUCUGAUCUAAAGAGAGAUUUGGCUGAAGUUACUGAAGAUGAAUGGAAAAACAUUCCAGAAGUAGGAGAUGCUCGAAAUAAAAGGCAAAGAAAUCCAAGACCAGAAAAAUAUACACCUGUACCAGAUUCUAUUUUGGCUAAAGCAGGAAUUACUGGAGAUGGAGUUUCCUCUCUUGAUACUUUACAGCAGGGAUAUGGUGGGGGAUUAAUAACCCCAUACCCUGGCACAAAUACCCCAGGUGGCAUCAUGACCCCUGGUUGGGCUACUUCAAGUGUAGAUCUUGAUUUAAGAAAGAUAGGUCAAGCUAGAAAUGCUUUAAUGGACAUCAAGCUGAAUCAGGUUUCUGAUUCUGUAUGUGGGCAAACCGUUAUUGAUCCUAAGGGAUAUCUAACAGAUUUACAGUCGAUGAUUCCUGCUCAUGGUGCUGAUAUCAGUGACAUUAAAAAAGCUAGACUUCUUCUUAAAAGUGUUAGAGAAACAAAUCCCAAUCAUCCACCAGCUUGGAUAGCCUCAGCUAGGUUAGAGGAAGUAACAGGAAAGUUGCAGUCUGCUCGAAAUCUUAUCAUGAUGGGGUGUGAAAUGUGUCCUAAAUCUGAAGAUGUUUGGCUGGAAGCAGCUCGAUUACAGCCUCCUGAUUUGGCAAAAGGUGUUAUUUCUCAAGCUUUACGCCAUAUUCCAAUGUCUGUGAGAUCAUGGAUCAAAGCAGCUGAAUUAGAAGCUGAAUUAAAAGCUAAAAAGAAAGUUUACAAGAAAGCUUUAGGACAUAUUCCCAAUUCUGUACGAUUAUGGAAGGCAGCUGUAGAAUUAGAAGAUGCUGAAGAUGCUCGAAUUCUUUUGAGCAGAGCCGUGGAAUGCUGUCCAACUAACACAGAUUUGUGGCUGGCAUUGGCUAGGCUCGAAACUUACGAAAAUGCUCGUAAAGUUUUGAAUAAAGCACGUGAGAAUAUUCCCACUGAUCGCUUGAUUUGGAUAACUGCUGCCAAGUUGGAGGAAGCCAAUGGUAAUAGUAGAAUGGUUGAAAAAAUUGUCGAUCGUGCUGUGACAUCUUUGCGUGCGAAUGGCGUGGAAAUAAAUAGAGAACAAUGGUUGACUGAUGCUAUAGAAUGUGAGAAGGCAGGGUCUGUUCUCACGUGUCAAUCUAUUGUACGUACAAUUAUUGGAAUUGGAGUGGAAGAUGAAGAUCGUAAACAUGCUUGGAUGGAGGAUGCUGAGGCGUGUGCUACACAGGGAGCAUAUGAGUGUGCUAGGGCAAUUUAUGCUCAUGCCUUGUCGAUGUUUCCAAGUAAGAAGAGUAUUUGGUUGCGUGCAGCCUAUUUUGAGAAAAAUCAUGGCACUAGGGAAUCUUUAGAAGCAGUCUUACAGCGUGCUGUAGCACAUUGCCCCAAAGCUGAAGUUUUGUGGUUGAUGGGUGCAAAAUCGAAAUGGCUUACUGGUGACGUUCCAGCUGCUCGUAGUAUUUUAUCAUUGGCUUUCCAAGCAAAUCCUAAUAGUGAAGAAAUUUGGCUUGCUGCUGUUAAGCUGGAAAGUGAAAAUAAUGAAUUUGAAAGAGCUCGACGUCUACUAGCUAAAGCUAGGGCUAGUGCUCCAACAGCUAGAGUUAUAAUGAAAUCAGUUCGCUUAGAAUGGGCUUUAGGUGAUCUUAAGAAAGCAAAUAUAUUGUUGGAUGAAGGUAUUAGGCAAUAUCCAGAUUUUGCAAAACUAUGGAUGAUGAGAGGACAAAUUUUAGAACAAGAAAAGAACAUAAAUGAUGCAAGAGAUGUUUAUAAUCAAGGUAUAAAGAAAUGUCCAUCUUCGAUUUCUUUAUGGUUACUGUUAUCGAGAUUGGAAGAGAAAAACGGUGCACUUAUCAAAGCACGUUCAGUGUUGGAAAAAGCAAGAUUGAAAAAUCCAAAGGAUCCUCAACUUCUACUGGAGUCUGUCAGAGUUGAAUUACGUGGGGGCCUAAAAGAUAUUGCUCUGAAUUUGAUGGCCAAAGCAAUGCAAGAGUGUCCUAAUAGUGGAAUUCUGUGGGCUGAAGCUAUUUUUCUGGAACCUCGGCCUCAACGAAAGACUAAAAGUGUUGAUGCUUUAAAGAGAUGUGAACAUGAUCCCCAUGUUCUAUUAGCUGUUUCUAAAUUGUUUUGGACUGAAAGGAAGACAAAUAAAGCUAGAGAAUGGUUCAACAAAACAGUUAAGAUUGAUCCUGAUCUAGGAGAUGCGUGGGCAUAUUUUCACAAAUUUGAACAAAUACAUGGAACUGAAGAACAACAAGAAGAUGUGAAAAAACGAUGCAUCCAUGCAGAACCUCGCCAUGGCGAGUAUUGGUGUGCAGUUUCUAAAAAUAUUGCUAACUGGAGGAAAAAAACUGAGCAGAUUUUAAUGAUGGCUGCAACAUCAAUAAGCAUACCGACAUAAUUUCUUUCAAGAAUUAUUAAGUUUAUUUGCAUCAAAAAUUGUAUUGUAAGAACUAAUUAAGUGAUGUAUGUUAAGUUUUAUAUAUUUCUCAAGUAUAGUUUUUUAAUUAUUAGUUUAAUAGUAUUGGGAUUUUUUCUCCUGUAGAAUUAUACAAAUUUUUGAGAUUUUCCUUAAAAAUUUUUUUUAACAACAGCUUUAUAUUCUGUUUAAUUAAUUAUGAUUUCUUUGUAUUCUAAUUGUUUAAACUUAUCUAAGUUAGAAACUAAAUAUGUAUCACUUAGUUAUGUUGUUUUACUGUUUAAUUUUUAUUGCAUCAUCUCAUUUAUCAUUGUAUAAUGAAAUCAUACUAUAUAAAGCAUUCUUCAUAUUGUA
Parasteatoda tepidariorum (common house spider) is the source of this 3442-nucleotide messenger RNA. RefSeq names its product pre-mRNA processing factor 6 (gene Prp6). Gene Ontology annotation, cellular component: catalytic step 2 spliceosome; U4/U6 x U5 tri-snRNP complex. Gene Ontology annotation, molecular function: protein binding. Gene Ontology annotation, biological process: spliceosomal tri-snRNP complex assembly; mRNA splicing, via spliceosome. The record is from RefSeq and is a predicted model, not a curated record. Lineage: Eukaryota; Metazoa; Arthropoda; Arachnida; Araneae; Theridiidae.